This is a messenger RNA of Sardina pilchardus (European sardine), 4095 nucleotides long. RefSeq names its product tubulin gamma complex component 5 (gene tubgcp5). The record is from RefSeq and is a predicted model, not a curated record. Gene Ontology annotation, biological process: mitotic cell cycle; meiotic cell cycle; microtubule nucleation. The coding region runs from base 535 to 3624 and encodes 1029 amino acids. Gene Ontology annotation, cellular component: spindle pole; gamma-tubulin complex; centrosome. Lineage: Eukaryota; Metazoa; Chordata; Actinopteri; Clupeiformes; Clupeidae. The transcript is spliced from 23 exons. Gene Ontology annotation, molecular function: gamma-tubulin binding; microtubule minus-end binding.
ACAAAUGGAUGGUCGUUGUGAUGGACUUGAGAUGUUGAAGCCUAUGCUACAUAGCUAAAGAAGCUAAGAACUCUGAAAUUGUUUACUGUUGUAAAUAGAUGGGCAUGUAUGUUGUGUUACAUUUAAUGCAAUCAUACUGGCUAUUAGACGUUUAUUUGCCUUACAGUCAGUUUCUUCGGGGGCUAAAGCUAAACCCAGCUGUCAAUAUGCCACCAAACAGUUACUGUUCUGACAGUCAAUCAGCUAGCUUGCACUAGUCUUUAGUUUAAGUGAGCACAACUAAUUUAGCAGUUAACAGUGGACUGUAACAUUAUUGUUGUUAUAUUGUAUUAAAUCGGGCUGUAAAACGAAGGUAGCUGUAAGUGACUACGAUUGCAAACGCUAACGUUAUUAUGGUGCAUUGGACACAUAGCUAACCCACUGGAAAGUAGCUUGGCUAGCUAACGUUAGGUUUUUAUUAACUACAGCGUUAUCCACAACGUAACCUUCUGUAAAAUACUGUUUUAUAAAUGAUAACAUUACUGAGAAGCUACAAUGGCGCACUGGACGAAAUUCGAGAAAGAGAUGGACCAAGAGACAAAAAAUCUGUUAAAGCACUUUACUGGCAUACAAAACGAACAGGAUCAGAACUUUCAGUUAGCUCUGAAAUUCACAUGGUCAAAUUUUCGGUUUCAUCGCUUCCUUGACGUCAACAGCCACAAAGUGCAACGUAAAAUAAAUGGGAUCCAUGAAAAGCUGAUGAUUCACUCAGACGUGAGCAAAGCAGAUAGUUGGAUGAGACUGACCAAUGAGUUUCUGAACUCUCCCCUCCCAAACACUGAAGGUGUCAAGACGGAUGCUCAUCAUAGUAUACUGGCUCUGCUGCUCUUCCUGUCAGAUUCACCAUCCAACACCAACUUCAGUGAAAGGCCCAGAAUAAAAGAAGCAGUUAAAGAAGACACUUUUGACUGGGCUAAGUAUUUAUUAGAGGGGGAAGAUAUUGACACAGGACCCUUUCCAGACACUCCGGAGUGGUCUGAAGAUGAGAGCGACGAAGACGACAGCCAGCAGCCUCUCAGCAGAGAGGAUUCUGGGAUACAGGUGGACAGAACCCCGCAGGAGGACCAGGACCAGGCUGACAAAAACGUCUCUGUCUCGUGGACAGUGGGCGAGCCUGAUGCCAGGGCGUGGCUGGAGCAGCAUGUGGUGACUCCUUACUGGGUGCCGCACAGCCCCCGCUUCCCCCACAGCCUCCACCUGCACUCCAACCUGCUCAACGUCUGGGACCAGCACUUGUACAACACUGAUCCAUUGUACCUGCCUGAAGAGAAGGCCUUUGUCACAGAAACUCAAGUGAUACGAGAGACUCUCUGGCUACUCUCAGGGGUGAAGAAGCUCUUCAUAUUUCAGCACCAUGAUGGCAAAGUAGUCGUUCGGAAUGACGUGGUGGUCACACACCUCACCAGUAACUGUCUGCGUUCUGUGCUGGAGCACAUCGCCGCGUACGGGCAGGCUGUCUCCCGGCUCCAGCGUUUCAUCGACGAGGUGACGGGCUACAGCACCGAGACCGGGCCCCCGGGGGGCUCCUCUUCGUCCACCUCCUCUUCCUCGUCCUCGACCAAGAAGGGCUCCGAGCCCCCCUUCAGGACCUACCAGGCCUUUGUGUGGGCGCUCUACAAGUACUUCACCAGCUUCAAAGAGGAGCUCACUGCCAUUGAGAAGGAGCUCAUUGGCAAAGACGAGACUGUGACGUUGUCUGCCGUGCUGGAGCGUCUCAAGCCUCACCUGGCCCAGGUGAAGGUGCUGCACAGGGUCUUCUGCACAGGUGUGGCAGAUGUGCCCCCUGGCACGCCCAACGUGGUGCGGGCAUCUCACCUACUCAACACCCUCUACAAGGCUAUCCUAGAGUAUGACAGUGCUGGAGAAGCAUCUGAACAGGCGGUGGCUCUGCUCUUCUCCCUGUGGGUGGAGACCGUGCGUCCCUAUCUGGAGAUCGUGGACGAGUGGAUUGUACACGGCCACCUCUUUGACCCGGCUAAAGAGUUCAUCAUUCAGCGGAACAAAGACGUGCCCGUGGACCACCGGGACUUCUGGUACGCCACCUACACCCUGUACAGCGUGUCCGAGGCGGUGGACGGGGGCGAGGAGCGGCUGAGCGACGCGGCCAGCGGGAGCUCCGGAGGCGACCAGGCCGGCGGCGGCGGCGGCGGUAGUAGCCGCCAGCACACCAUGGUGUCCUUCCUGAAGCCCGUGCUCAAGCAGAUCAUCAUGGCCGGCAAGUCCAUGCAGCUGCUCAAAAACCUGGACUGCAAGGAGGCCGAGCAGCACGAGGGAUCGGCCAGAGAUGCAGAGAGGAAGAGCUUGUACACACUCUUCCUGGAGUCGGUACAGUCACGGCUUCGCCGAGGAGAGGAGUCGCCCGCGGAUACGGUCACCGAGCAACAGGCCACCAAGAGGAGCCUCAUCAAGAUGCAGUCCAUUGUGGCACGGCAUCUGGAGCUGGAGGACAUCCACGACCCCCUGCUGGCCAUAAACUUUGCAAGGUUGUACCUAGAGCAGAGUGACUUCCACGAGAAGUUCUCCGGUGGCGAUGUCAUGGUGGACCGCUCGUCUGAGUCGGUGACGUGUCAGACCUUUGAGCUGACGCUGCGUUCCUGUCUGUACCCCCACAUUGACCGCAGGUACAUCGAGUGCUGCGGGAACCUCAUGAGGACCCUGAAGAAAGAUUACAGGUUGCUGGAGUACCUCCAGGCCAUGAGGAAUUAUUUCCUGUUGGAGGCGGGAGACACCAUGUACGACUUCUACACGGCUAUCUUUGAUAAAGUGCUGGAGAAGGAGAGCUGGCAGCAGCUCUCGUUCCUCAACGCUCAACUUCAGGAGGCAGUCGGACAGCGCCACCCAGAGGACAGCAGCAGAUUAUCAAUAUUUCUGGAAACUAUUGACCCUGCCAGAAAAAAGCAGCCAAUCAAUAACCUCGAUGGACUCACGCUUAGUUAUAAGGUUCCCUGGCCAGUGGACAUCGUCAUCAGCUCUGAGUGCCAGAAGAUUUACAAUCAAGUCUUCCUGCUCCUUCUGCAGAUUAAAUGGGCGAAGUACUGCCUGGACACACUAAGGUUCAGUGAUCUAACAGUCGCUGCUAAGAAACAUGAGGGGGCGUCGCCCGAAGAGGAGCCCACCAAGGAGGCCAAAGAGCCUGUUAACCAGCAGAUCCACCGCAUGUUUCUGCUACGGGUCAAACUGAUGCACUUUGUCAACACCUUGCACAACUUCAUCAUGACCAGGAUUCUACACAGUACUGGGCUGGAGUUUCAGCACCAGGUGCAGGAAGCCAAGGACUUGGACCAGCUCAUUAAGAUCCACUACAGAUACUUGUCCACCAUCCAUGAUCGCUGCCUCUUGAGAGAGAAGAUUGGCUUUGUUAAGGAGGCCAUCAUGAAAGUGCUGAACCUGGUGCUCAUCUUCUCCGAUCGAUGGCAGGCUGGAUUUGGGGCCUGGAAGAUUGAGUCCAUCGCCAAAAUGGAGUCUGACUUCAAAAGCUGUCAUAUGUUCCUGGUGACUAUAUUGAACAAAGCUGUCUGCAGAGGCUCUUUCCCCCACUUGGAAGCAUUGGCGCUGUCUCUCAUGGCAGGGUUUGAACAGUGUUGAACGCCUCCACCGUCGCCAGCUGUCCUCUCCAGCUACAGCGUCCAUCCCAGUCCAGUCUGCAUCCCCUCCAGUGCCCAUGCCUCUCAUGAGUCCUGUGUGCUGUUUACUGUCCAGCUGUAUGACAGCUAGCCUACUCUGCUGCGCCCUGUGUUCGUCUCCACCAAAUGAUGUCUUACACAUGAUGUCAUAGCACAUGAGACUGGUGAUGUCAGUGAGGCUAGAUUGGCACAUAAAGUCGAGCAAUGGCCGUGUGGGUGUUUGUCCGCCCUGGGAAAAGAAAGGAGAAAUGAGGAAUAAGAAAAUGUAUAAAAUGAAGAGUGUAAAUGUUUAGUUUAUAAAAGUUGUUGCUGCUUAAAGAUGUUUGUCCUAUUGGAAGUCCUUCUCAUGUAUGAUAAAAACUAUUUGUUACCUGUGAAUUAUUGUGUUGUGUUACUUGUUUUAAUGUUUAAUAAGUGUGGUGUUUAUUAUGAU